This is a messenger RNA of Ostertagia ostertagi, 252 nucleotides long. The record is from the annotation of a GenBank genome assembly. Lineage: Eukaryota; Metazoa; Nematoda; Chromadorea; Rhabditida; Trichostrongylidae.
AUGGGCGCACGAACACGAGGAACCGAAAAUUUGGAGAGGAUCGUACACAGCAGCCGAGCUCUUCCAGUGAAUGGCAUCGAUGAAGCUGAGCGUCGGGACGACUCUUCUCCACCGCCAGAUCAAGUAGGAGAGGAAAAUACGGAAAACUCUGAGCUUACCAAUGAGGAUACUAGAAAUCAAUCUCGUAAAAGGGAAUUGGUUUUGAGUGAGGACAUGUCCAAUAAAAUAUCGAGAAGUGAUGGAGGAGAAUGA